Macrobrachium nipponense is the source of this 1967-nucleotide messenger RNA. Its product is annotated as heparan sulfate 2-O-sulfotransferase pipe-like. The record is from RefSeq and is a predicted model, not a curated record. Gene Ontology annotation, cellular component: membrane. Gene Ontology annotation, molecular function: sulfotransferase activity. Lineage: Eukaryota; Metazoa; Arthropoda; Malacostraca; Decapoda; Palaemonidae.
AAUCAGUGACCUGGUGACGGCAGUAUGCAUCCCCAUCACAAUGGUGAUGUAUCUUCACAUGAUGCUGUUGCCUCCAGUCUCUCAGCCGUCAUACUCAGAAUACAGAGACUCGACAGCCAGCGGGCCAUUUGCAGAGUCGGUAACAGCAGCUGAUGAUGAACCAACCCAGACUUCGGACUCCCUAAGAGUGGGUCCUCCUUUAAACAUCACAGGGAACGCUGACGAGGACCUGUUGCUGAUGACGCCCCUGCUGAGGUGCGGCGCCACCACCGUCAGAAACCUGCUGAAGUUCCUGAAGAAGGACAACCACUUCGAAGUGGUGUCCAAGCCUCCGAAGAAGGCAGAGGUGGUUCAUAUACCAAAUGUAGAAGCACAGAAUGAACUAGCGAGCAAGCUGGUGCAGCAGGAGGGGCCGACGGCAGUGUUGCAGUCCUUCUCUUACAUCAAUUUUACACAAUUUAACCUCACGAAGCCGAUCCACAUCAGCGUGGUGCGAGAACCGGUCGAGAGAGCCAUCAGCUGGUUCUACCACGUGAGGGCGCCCUUCCAGCUGAUCGAGAGACACAACCGCUUCCCGGAAACUAGUUUCCCAACGAGAGCUUUUCUCAAGAAGGACUUAGAAACCUGUCUGAAAGACAGGCGAGACAGGGAGUGUCGUUAUAUUCCAGGCAAGGAGGUCCUGGGUCACACCAUUGAGUUCUUCUGUGGGCACGAACCGUUUUGUCCGAUAUUUGCAAGUCCCGAAGGAUUUCACCGGGCGAAGGAGGUGGUCGAGAAAGAAUUUGCUGUCGUAGGCAUCCUGGAGGAGUGGCCGAAGACCCUGGCUGUCCUGGAACACUACAUACCGCGGUAUUUCAAGGGCGCCACUGAGGCCUACUUCAAGGAGAUGCACGGCAACAAGAUCCUGACCAACCAGAACUUCUAUAAACCCCAAGUGGAAGAGAAGGCGCGGGAAUACCUCAGCAGGAACUUCACCAUCGAAUUCGAAUUCUACGAUUUCUUGAAACAGCGACUAGACAGACAGUACAGAGCCAUUGCCGCGUCUCUGCCAUCUACGUAAAGGCUGCGGCUCCUUUUUGUUAUUUGGUGUUAUGAUUGAAAAAAUCCCACUAGUUUGUAGGGAAAAAAGGCCAAAAGACCGUAAAUAAGUCGCAAGAGGAGAAAGUGGGCCUAAGGGUUGUGCCCCUAUACCAGGAGGAAUCGUGAGAGAUAGUUUUAGCCUGUCAAAACGCGCACAAAAAAGGAAAAUUGAAGACAUGGAUAAUUCAGCGUGCCUCGUUUUUUGCCACAUUGCAUCCUGUAAGAUUAUAGUGAAUUUAAUCCGGAAGAAACUGCUAACUCGUUGGUUCUGUUUUUUUUUUUUUUUUUUUUUUUAUUUAUAACGACCGUUAAGAUGCACAAUCAUUUGAAUGAUGCAGGCAAAGAAUCUUUCAUCGGAAAACGAAUUCACACUUUUGAUAUGGUCAUAUACCUGCCUAACCAUUAUAUAUAUUUUAUAUAGACAUACCAUGUCUGAGUAUUUAGUGAAGCCGAAGGCAGCAAUAGACUAUAACAUCCUUAAGAAUGCGGGAAUCCCGUUGCCACCGAAGCGGGCUACUUGCGGAUGGCUUGUUUUUACACAUUAAUGUAAGAGGUGAUGUUCAGAACUUCAGAAGGAUGUUAACCUCCAUUUCUUUUGAAAAGGAGCAACAAUUCCCACAGACAAGCUUAAAAUAAAGCUAUUAACUUGUAAAGUACACUUUAUGAAAUAGAACAAUAAGAACAAUCAAUUGUGGAGAGAGAGAGAGAGAGAGAGAGAGAGAGAGAGAGAGAGAGAUUCAUUACACAAUAGGAAGUACAAUUGGGAAAAUACGACUUGAUUGAAUGGAAAAAGUCUAACCGAGAUGUCGAAUAAGUGUUCCGUUGUAGUAACCGCUUAGUUGACAGUAGCGACCAUAAAUCAGGUAGAGAAACAAUUGUAUAAAUCA